Porites lobata is the source of this 9570-nucleotide messenger RNA. The record is from the annotation of a GenBank genome assembly. NCBI's taxonomy places the organism in Eukaryota, Metazoa, Cnidaria, Anthozoa, Scleractinia, Poritidae.
CUUGUUUUGGUCAUGUUGAUGGUUUGUGUUUCAAAAAAGGUUUUCAUUGCUUUAGAAAUUGUUUCUGGACAUACAAAGAGGGUUUUUAACCUUCCUGAAUGAGAUAGAAGCAGGAAGAAGCGGUCGUACUAUUUGUUAAUCAAACCGUAUUCAGCUGAACAUCGUCCUUGUAAACAAGAUGGAGGACCCAAGGUUCACACGUGUUGCCCAAGAUCCUCGCUUCAAAGUGAGUAACUAUCUACUUAAUAUCCUUCAUUAACGUGCCGGUUUAUUCUUUAUCCAUGAAAUAAGAAGAGAGUUUGUCUGAAAUCGUACUGAAUACUGAAUGUCUUCCAGUUCAGUACUGUGUAUGUCAUGUUUCAUUGUCAAAAAGCGUAAAAUGCUUUUUAUCCCCGGUAAUUUUUUGUUUUGUUUUUGGGUAUGGUAGUGUAUGCUAAUGACGUUGAAACAAAGGAAAAAUAAAAAUAACCUGAGAUGAAAAUUUACUACUACAUACAUAUUGGAUAAUAAUCAUUUUUUUCUACUUGUUUGUUGAUACUUGAUUGCUGGAAAUUUUGGUUUAAUCUUAAUUUGUUUCUCUUUUCAGAAAAUCUCCCGUAAAGAGAGGAAACUUAAGAUCGAUGGACGGUUUGAGAAAAUGUUUACAGAUAAAAGCUUCACGACAAAAUGUAAGUAAUAAAGAGAGGUCUUUUGACUUUAAGGGUAUCCUGUGGCAUCUUUAGAAGAAGAAAAAAUACAAAUUAUAAAGUGUAAAAUAUCAAUAUGUUGUAAUGUAAAUAUAUUUUUACCCACAGAUUUUGUUGACAAACGUGGCUCAAGAGUUGAGAAAACAUCAACAGAAGAUCUCCACAGAUUUUAUGAAAUGUCUGAUGAAUCUGAUAAAGGUAGGAUUUCCACUGCCAAUGAAAGUAUCACCAACUAAAUAACUUACUGGUAAACUUUUUAGUCUUGCCUUAAAAAUGAACAUAUUUGUUGUCUGGUUUUGUAGAAGAUGAGGAUGAGGAAAUUCAACCAAAAGAAAAGGAAAUAAAGGAAUUAACAGAGAAAAAAGUGGCAAAGAGGUGCUUAAUGAAGACCAUCAUUUUCAAUUUACUAUACUUAAUAAAAGUGAUGUCUUGUUAAGCCUUUUACUUCUAACAGUAACUGAUGUGAUAAUUGGCAAUAAUUAACAAUUAUUCUUCAAGCCCGAAUGGGCUCUGAAUGGGCUAUUGACUUAGAGGCAAUGAGGGCGAGAGGAAUAAUAAUUAUUGUUUUGGUAAGAUCCAACUAGUUGGUCAAAAAUAUCGAGAAUAAAAAAAGUGUAGCUAGUUAAAGCUAGCCUUUAAUCCUUUUUUGCCACCAAAAAGCCCAUGCUUUUUGCUACUAGUGGCUAUAACAUAUAACCUAGUAGUAGCUCAACCAAUCAGAAUGCAGCAUUGAUAAUAAACCACUAGCUGGAUUUUACUAAUUCUCAAUAUCUUCUUGUUAACAGCUAAACAAAAAGCUAAAGUAAUGGGUCCAUGAAGAAAAAUGUUUGUGGCUUAAACAAUGACCAAAGCAUUUGUCAAAGAGUUAAUGAAAUGUCAGCAAGCUAAUAUUGUUUAAUAUCAUUAUUGCCAUUGACACCAAAGUUUUUUUUAGCAAAUCUAAGAAAGAAAAGGCAGUUAAAAAAGAUGGCAGGAAAGUGAAAAAGAAACUACAAAUGAUGGAAAAUGAUGAUAACAAAGGGGUGGGUAAGAAAAGUUCAAAAAAGGUAAGAAGCAAGAAGGAAGAUGAAGAUGAGAAUGGCAGCAGUUCAGAGGAGGAUAUAGAUCUCAGCAGGGGAGAAGGAGAUGUUCAAUCGUCUUCUGAAGAAGAGGAUGAAGGGCAACUAAAGUUGAAAAUAAAAGAGGUGAGUAUAUAUUAUUACCUACUGUUGUAACAUUACUAUCAGGCAAAAAUCUACACCAGUUUUUACAUUUUAUGGAAAAUGGGCAGAUUUCUCAGAAUCAUUAUUUUAAUUUUUUUUUCAAAUAAAAGAAAAUUUCAAAUUCUCUGGUACUGAGACACUCAGUCUAUGGUGAAUGUUCUACCAGAGUAAAUCAAAGACCCUCUUCUGAGUAAAGCUGAACCAAGAAAAGGUACUCAAGGGAGUUAAAUCUGAAAACUUUCCCAAACGUCCCUUGGCACUUGAUGUUUCAGAAAACAAUCACUAUUUUUCUUAGAUCUGCUUGUGAUUAUUUAUGGUACCAUGACAGAUUCCAGCUAGUUGGUUGGUUUACCAGUUCCUUAAUCUUAAAAUAUCAAGGCCACUAACCUUUAACUAUUAUUAUUGUAUAAUUAAUGUUUAUUGAUAUAACAGGAUGAAAUUGAGCACCCAUGGGGUGAAAUGGAUGUUUCAACAAAAACAACAAAAGAUUCAACAAGACGUCUUGCGGUGUGUAACCUGGAUUGGGACAGAGUAACGGCAACAGACCUGUUUGGUAAGUUACAUACUCAGGUUUCUCUUCCUCUCUUUAUCUUCCUUCAUUUAGUGUUAUUUGAUGCAAGAUAUGUGUAGCAGGGACUCUCAGACUGGACUACAUGUACAAGUUAUUUUAAUGCCUGUAUUGAACAAAUGACUUAUUUCGUUGCUGCUGUUUUAAUUAAUCUGGUCUUUUGAUUAUUUCUUAGUGUUGUUUAAUUCCUUCAAGCCUAGGGAUGGUGUCUUAAAAUCAGUCAAGGUAACUUAAAUAUUUUAUCAACUUCUCCCCACUACUUCUGUAGGAAAUGAAUAGGAACAGCAAAUGAGAAUUCAAAUUUUGAUCUUAGGGUUUAAAGGGUUAAACUCUACUCUUUGUUCUAGAUAAGAGGAAGUCUUUCUUCAGGCCUGCAGUUUACGCAUGCAAUUUCUUUUGCAAUAAUAUUUUUCUGGUGCUCAAAGUCAUAAAAUUAUUGCAGUGUAAACUAGUAGUGAUUUUUAGUGCAGUUGGUCACUGUGAACAUUGUGAAUGAAUGACACUUUAUUUUAGUAGGGCAUAUAAUAAUAUUACAGUCAGACUGUAGUCUCCCUUAUGGUCCUAAAAUACAACAAGUAUACAAAUAUUACUAAAAUCCUUAAAUGCUUAAUACUUAAGUACUAAGAGUUUAAAGAUAUUAAAUAAUAAAAUAUCAACUUCUUUAAAAAACUAGAAAAGUUAUGUCAAUUCUAAAGCUCUCAAGUGUGAAUUUACAGUAAGUCAUUUUACAGUUAUGUUGCUACCUCAAUAGUUUUUCUGUAAUAACAAUAAAUAUUUACUAGAGUAUUUUGUUUCCACUGCAGAUUUAUCCUUCUGAUUAUGGCUUGGAACAAAUGCAAAAAGAGGAGUGCCUUGGACCUGUUGAACUAAAAGAUGAUGAAAAUGAAAGUGAAAACAUGGGUGAAAAUGGAAAUACAGAGGUAAGAUGUAAAGAUUUUUGGUCUUGCUUGGCAUACUGAACAGAGUCAAACUAAUUUGAGAGGAAAUCCAAUUUAUUAUGACAUGCGACCAAUCUCUUUCUUAAUCCCUCAGGGCUCAGGGUUUUCCAUGGAGAAACUUCGCCAAUACCAGUUAAACAGGCUUAAGUAUUACUAUGCAGUGAUGGAUUGUGAUUCACCAGGUAUGGCUUAAUAGGGGUAGGAAAGGUAUACAUAUAAAAGGCCCUCACCAGACUCUGUGAGACAGUGCUACAUAAAAGCCCAGCUAUCUUAUCAUGCAUACCUGGAGACACAGUGCAGAGGAGUAGGCUGGAUAGCUGUAACCCUUCAGCAAACACCAGAGACCAGGCUGUUACCUGAUGUAGUCGGGGCAGGGCUUGUUUUCUCAGCCACCAGCAUCCUUGCUUUCACUAGGCAGGGACCUUUUACCUCCUGAACUCUUUGUUUGCAAACCCAAGCCAUGAGAUAGAGGACACAAAUCUUUUCCCUUCAGCUGAUGAACAAAUAGCCCACUAAAUAAAAUGUGUUUAACUUACAUCUAACUUUACAAACUGUGUAAUUAAACCCUUAUGAAAAUGUAAACUCUUACACACACAGAACACAUAUUUUUCAUGACUAGAUUGUAUUUCACUAUUACAUUGUCAAAGCUGUCGGUAACAAAAGCUCGUUACAAAAUUAGCGUAUUAUAAUUCAACUAUAUAGCUUGGGAUAAUUAUUUUCGAUGCAUAGCAUUGUUGCAUAUUGGACAAUUUUUGAGUAACCACUUUUCCUUUUUUAUGUCAGGGACUGCUGAAGUUCUGUAUGAUGAAUGUGAUGGAACAGAGUUUGAACUGAGUGGUAAUAUACUUGACCUUAGGUAUAUCCCAGAUGACAUGGAGUUUGACCAUGAACCACACUCAGUUGCCACAGGGAUACCAGCCUCAGGGAUGUAUAGUGCCCCAGAGUAAGUAAUCAAAGUGCCUGAGAGUUUGUUAAGUUAAUCCUAAUAUCAAGUAAUGAACUCCUUUACGAUGGAGUCCAUAGUGUCAGGGACUAUGCUAAUCACCUCAAUUUAUUAGGCCCGAAAAGUUUUCUCCACUUUUGAUGACGGGUUUGUGGAUUGAAUGUUUUAAUUUACUUUGAUUUUUUCCAGGUUUUCUACGACAGCACUUCAUCAAACAAAUGUAAAGCUGACUUGGGAUGAAACCGACCCUGGGCGGCAAAGAGCAACCAUGAGGAAAUUCAAAAAGGAAGAUUUGCUAGAAAUGGAUUUUAAUGCAUACCUUGCUUCUUCAUCAGAUGAAGAGGAUAAAAAAGAUGGUGAUGAAAAAAUGAAUGAGGAUCAGGAGUCUUCAGACAAUGAAGACAAGAAAAUUGACAAGUACAAGGUGAGAUGUUAGUAAGUUUUUUUUGCUUCUUCUCAAAGUCCUUAAGUGAAGAAUCUGCCAGGUGAAAGAAACAAAAAAGACAGCUCUCGAAUAUGUGGGAAUUCUGAGUUUUUAAGCUCAUUUGAGUCUGUUUUGUUGAGCCUCUAUGUGUGAAUACUGGAGCAGAAGUAACCAUUUGUCAUAUGUUGGGAAAAUGCGAGGAAAAUUCACUGAGUUAUUAACAAGUUUUUUUAGUUUCUUCCAACAUUUCUUUUUUCUUUGGGUGAAGACAUUUGCUAUAUGUUUAUCAGUUUUUACUCUAAGGAGGAGAAUGGAUGCAAGCUUUGGGUGCUGUGAUUUCUGGGAUUGUUUUUGGGGUGGGUGAGGCAUUAGUUAUGAUUGGUCAGUUGUAUUCAAGGCAACCAUCAACCAAUCAUAAGUAACCCCUGUCCUAAUGAUCCCAGAAAUCAUUUUGCGGAAAGCUUGCACCCAUUCCCCUUAAAAUUUCUGGAAUGAGGAGUAUGUGCUCACUGGAUCUGAAUGCUGAAAAGGUCUAUCGCAUUUUAACAAUUAUUUUACUUCUCAGCUGUUUUUUUUACACUUUUUUGUUUAAAGCAAUUGCUGAGAGAGAUUGAAGAAAAAGAUCGCGAGGCGGACAGAGAACAAGAAAUAGAGAUCACUUGGGAACCAGGCCUGCAAGAAGCCACAGAGGGCUUGGUGACGAACAAGAUGAAAGAGAAAGAGAGAAAGGAAAUGACACCAUGGGAAACAUAUCUACAAAAUAAAAAAGACAAGAGAAAAGAGAAACAAACGACAAAAGAUGCAUCAAAGAAGCAGUAAGUUACAAAUACUUCAGUAUGAUUUCCACUUUUACUCCCUGGGGGUGGAAUAAGUCAAAAAAAGUCAGAUGAGGUCCUUUAGAAACCAGUUCAUCAGCAUCUAAAUGGCCAAUAUAUUUUCCCUACAACUUUGUGGCAUUCAUUGCAAAACAGAAUCUAUUUGUGAGAAGAACAUUUGUUUACGUCAUUCUUUACGCAGUUGAUUUUUUGAAUUUUUUUUAUCCUAUUACUACUUAAUUAUCAGAGGGUAUAUAAGUUUUGGAGCCCUUUCAAUGUUGUGGUCUUAACGAUGGAUUGUUACUUAAGUGCAUGUGAAUCAAGCAGAAAAUAUAAACGAAGAUAUUCCUGUAACCCAACAUUUCACGAUUCUGUUUUGAACCUAUUACAACUUAUCGACUGGAAAACGAGUUUAGCUUCACAGGUGUCUAGAUAGCUUUUUUGAAACCUCUGAUAAUUAUCUUGUGUUGUGCUUCAGGAUAUCAGAGAAAGAGCCUGACGAAAGUUACGAGAGUUUCACAGAUGUUGACGUGUCAGAUCCUUUUUUCAGUCAAGAAAUUGAUUUUGGGUUAACCAAAGGUGACAAGGCAUCUGCUAAAACAAAGAAAAAUCGAAAACGAGCCAGGAAAGAAACUGAGGAGGAUAAAAAAGCGAAGGUGAAUGAAUAGUUAUUACUCUUUUCAGCCCUAUCAUUCCUCGGAAAAUCAAUGCCAACAUUCCCAAAACUUUUUUCUCGAUAUCUGAAUCGUUGUAGACUCUUUCGCAGAAGUAUACCUCUACUGUUUGCAAUAACGGUGCCUGUAAGUACAUAAUACCUAUUUUAUAAUUUGUACCAUCGCUGAGCCUUCAAUCGGUAAAAACAAAUUGUGUUACGAUCACACGUAUAUUUGAGUUCGUUUGCGAACGUAUUCGUUACUGCAGUGAUAACAAGAAAUACUGUUAAGUUAAAUGCUUGUUUCAAAAAGUAGAGUUAUGUAGAAUAUUCUGAAGGUGUUUUGGGUUAACCAACCAAAUUUUAGUUCACUCAAUUUUCAUGUUUUGAAUUAAUUUCCUGUUUCACUUGAUUUGUUUCCGAUUAAAGGAGGAACUAGAAUUACUUUUAAUGGAAGACAAGGACGACCGACAGCAUUUUAGUCUGAAAGGAAUAAUAGACAGUGAAAAAAGGAAAAGUAAGAAGAGAAGGAAAAGAAAAGCAAACCAAGAAGAAAUUGUGGAUGAUAACUUUAACGUGAACUUGAAAGAUUCGAGAUUUGAUGCGUUGUUCACUUCACAUCAUUUUGCUGUGGACCCGUCAGAUCCCCAGUACAGGUAGGAUGUGUCAUAACUUGGGUGUCCUGUGCAGUACCUGAUGUGAAUUUGACAUUUAGCUACAGAUCUGUUGUCGGACCCUACUGCGCUUGCGUCGUGUUCCGCUGAGAGACAGUAGAGUCAUAAAUUAGAAUUGUUUCCGCUUAUCCGAAUAACACUCGAGUAUUCAAGACCAAAAGUGUUGCACAUGCGCAAAUUUGCGAAAUUGAAAGACGCUCUAAGCGCAAGCCCAAGUACAGGUCACCGCUGCGUCUUUUUUUGAGGGAGCAAGUAAACAGCAGUAACCUUUUUCCAAUUUUCUUGUGGCACUUGAAGGAGUAGCCAAUGCCUGACGAAACCAUAAGAAGGUCUGCGUAGGCGAUUGAAGGAGGGGAGACGGAAAUUGUCUCGUAGCCUGAUUCCAUAGGAAUCAUCUCAAACAGACUGCCUUGCCAAGUAGCACAAGACCACAAUAGGAACUGAAGCACACACUACCAACUCUGCAGUAUGGCCAGUGCCUUACGCAUGCGCACAUAUCACCAUAUCACCCCAGCAGUGGCAGCCAUGGACAGCUGUUUCGUCCUUGUUGGAACUCUUCAGCAUGGCAUAGCCAGCACGGUCUCUCUUAAGAUCACAGACCCUGCCUUUUAUUGUGGUCUUGUUUGGCAAGUAGUCGUUGUUUUGCGCAACUUUUACUGACCGGUGACUAGUGAUCUACUUGUGGAAAGAAAUUGCCAAUAAUAUUUAGAUAGCUAAUAGAAGUGUCUGUUAACAGGAAAACUAAGGCUAUGAAAACCAUUAUUGAAGAGAGACAGAGAAGAAGAGAGACUGAAGGAAAAACCGACCAGGCAAAAGGUGUAGAAGGUGAGUAAGAAGGUUAGGUUUGAAAGUUAGGCCUUUUUUACGUUCGUUGGUUUCCUGUUUCGUAAAAUGCUGAAUACUUUUUUCGUGACGUUAUAAGGUGAUAUGGUGACGACGAAGGUGAAGAUGAAGGUGAUGAUGAUGAUUAUGAAGAUGAUGAAGACGACGACGACGACGACGAUGAUGAUGAUGAUGAUGAUGAUAAAGAUAAUCGUAAUGAUGAUGAUGAUGAGGAAGGUGAAGAUGAUGAUGAUGAGGAAGGUGCAGAUGAAGAUGAUGAGGAAGGUGCAGGUGACGAUGGUGAUGAAGAUAAAGAUGAUGAUUAUGAUGAUAAUGAUGAUGAGGUAAAGGUGCUGGUAGCGAUGGUGAAGGUGAUGAUGAUGGUGUGGAAUGUUGAAUAGGGAUGAUGAUACGAUGAUGACGAUGAUGACGGCGAGAGUGAUGAUGAUGACGAGGUGUUGGAAGCCAUUGUUUAGGUGAAAGUGAUGAAGAUGGUGAUGGUGCUUGAAUGUUAAGGAGGGAAAAUGGUGGCAGUGAUGGUUUGUAUGGCGUUUAUGAUGAUGAUUUUGGUGAUGAUAGCGAUGGUGAUGUCGUUGGUGAUGAUGAUGACGAUACCUUUAUGAAUUUAUUUACGUCCCAUUUGUUUAACAUGCGAAAACUAUCUGUACAAGACCAAUUUGUAAUCAAGCAAUGUACUUUUAUUUUCGUUACAGGAGACCAAAGCCAGAGAAAAGAUCCCAGGUGAGUUGAAGAUCUGUAGGGAAGCAGUUGAAGAUAUUAUGUUAAAAUAGUCUUUCUUUCUUUACUACCCUUGGCGUCUGGUUCUUCUCGCUAAAAUUUUUGGGUCAAGAAAAUGUGAAAUUAUCAGACUAAAAAGAGGUCACAUUUUACGAAACAGAUCUGAUAUAAAAUGAUAACGUGUUGGAGUUGACACUUUUCCUGGGGAAGUUGUUUUUGUGACCUUUUAUCAUAUUGCGUUUUCUCCUUAACAGGAAGCUUAGUUUCACUGUUUGUUAAUUCACACUCAUCGACUUGUUCAUUGACGUUGUUGAUCGUUCUUGUAUUUUUCUUGUUUCUUGUUACUCCAUAGCUUGUCCUUGUUGGUGAAAUCAGUGAAGUCAAAAACAGGACAAUUCUAUGAACAGAAAAAGAAGAGAAAAUUAAAGCAGUAAAGUUGAGGAUACAUAUCACUCAGCCCUGUUUGGUCCCCAGGGGGCCAUCGUUAGCCACGUGAUUGGUUCCCAGUUCCUCGUCUCUCAAGCUACCCAAAAUACCGGGCAAAGACCCUCUGUUGACUUCUAACGACAACGUAUCGUACAGAUUAAGAGGACUUGCUCAAACCUCUCACGCAGGAUUAUGUGCGCUUACUUUCAACACUUGGAUAAUUGGAUCGUUUUGCCAGACUCAUAUAUGAUAAAUUUUAUGUUUUCUAUUGGUAGCCACUCAUUGCUCAGCUUGUCUACCAAAACUAUCCCAGAAUGCUUAGUGCUCAAUCCCCUUAUUAUGUCUGAAUGAGCGACGAUUCUCUUUGACAUAUCGUCGACCCAGAUCCUUCAGUCGUGUAACAGAACAUCAUUUUUCGGCUACAACAGCAAUAAUUGCGUUGUCUCUGCCCGGAUAUGGACAAGGUGCAGACCUGAGAUUAAAACCGAGUCUUCAGAACACCAUUUUUUUGUGGCCUCAAAUCAAAAAGAGGAUUCAAGCAAGUCAGAAAUGCCUUGUAAUCAACAUUUGGACACUCUCUGCUUAUUGCUAAAAUCCCACGAACACUGAUUUUACUGCAGAGCUUGUAUUAGCCUAACUUCGGCUCUUUUUAUUGCAUCACAAAUGGAAUUUUAUUCAGCGC